This is a messenger RNA of Sceloporus undulatus (fence lizard), 3301 nucleotides long. RefSeq names its product calcium homeostasis modulator family member 2 (gene CALHM2). The transcript has 4 exons. NCBI's taxonomy places the organism in Eukaryota, Metazoa, Chordata, Lepidosauria, Squamata, Phrynosomatidae. The record is from RefSeq and is a predicted model, not a curated record. Gene Ontology annotation, molecular function: monoatomic cation channel activity. The coding region runs from base 254 to 1213 and encodes 319 amino acids.
UCUGAUUCCAUUCUGCAUUCUCAUGUGCACAACUAGCAGAUAUGUUUGAAGUAAAUUGAGUCAGCUAAAAAGCCCAAGAAACUGGAUAACCCUCUGAAAUUCCAAAAAACUCCAGUAGAUCAUUAAAACUCAUAGCAACCAGCUGAUGGGUAAAAAGCCAAUGGACAAGCAAGAACACAAAAACUCCUUGUGUUUUUAGAUAUCUUCACUACAUCAUAAUACCUAAAGAGUCAACUGGAUACAGAAAACUAACAUGGCUGCCCUCAUUGCUGAAAACUUCCGUUUUCUCUCACUCUUCUUCAAGAGCAAAGAUGUGAUGAUUUUCAAUGGUCUAGUGGCCCUGGGCACUGUUGGGAGUCAGGAACUUUUCUCUGUGGUUGCUUUCCAUUGCCCAUGCUCCCCAGCUAGGAACUACAUCUAUGGUCUGGCUGCCAUUGGUGUACCAGCCUUGGCCUUAUUUGUCAUUGGUAUCAUCUGGAACCACCACACUUGGAACUUGGUGGCCGAAUGCCACAAGCGAGGAACUAAGAACUUUUCAGCAGCAGCCAACUUCUUGAUCUUUGGCUCUGUCAUGGGACGGGCAGCAGUGGCUCCUGUCACAUGGUCAGUGAUCUCGCUGCUUCGCGGAGAGGCCUAUGUGUGUGCCUUGAGUGAAUUCAUAGAUCCCGCCUCCCUAAAUAAUUUUCCACCCGGCUACGGAGCAGACACUAUGGCCAGGUUCCCUUGUGAUGAUGUUCCAGGGAAUGUGACAAGAUUUAAAGAUGAAGUUAUAAGGCGAUUAAAGUAUGAGUCUCAGCUAUUUGGAUGGAUGCUCAUUGGUGUUGUUGCAGUUCUUGUGUUCAUCACCAAGUGCCUGAAACACUGCUGUUCACCUCUCAGUUACCGCCAAGAAGCCUACUGGGAUCAAUACCGCUCCAGUGAGAUCCGGCUCUUCCAUCGCACUGCUGAGAUACAUGCCAAGAUCAUGGCUGCCAAUAACGUCAAGAAUUUCUUCGGCUUUGUGCAAUUAGACAAGGAAGAGCAGGAACAGGUCCAACAGUUUGUGGUGACCAAUGUCCAGCCCAGGCCACAAUGGGAUGCCAUCACUGGAGUCUAUAUCUAUCGGGAGAACAAUGGCUUUCCCCUCUACAGUCGUCUCCAUAAAUGGGCCAAAAACGUGACAGGAAACAGCUUAGGUCCUGACAGCCAGGAAACUGCCUUUUUAGCUACCUAAUAUAAUAGAGGCUGCAAUGUUAUACCUGAUAGUAAGUCCCACUGAAUGACUUGGGAGUCACUGCUGAGGAGACAUGCUCAAAUUGCCCUAUGAGAGUGUCCAAUAUUCAUAGUAUCUCCAUGAUUUAAAUUAUCUCCAUUUUAUGUACUGACCAGACUCUUGGUACUCAUUAAUUGCAUGGGAAUUAAAAUCCAAGAAACACAAAUGAACUAGAUGUCAUCCCAGGAAUAGAUGUCAAAUCUUGGAAGUUCACCUGCAGAGUGCUGCCCAGACAGACAGAACAAUACCUAAAGAAGAUAAAGGAUGGGGGCAUAUCUUGCUGCUCUGAUGCACAGAGAAAGUCUCCCAAAGCGGUAUUUCUAUGCACAAAAGAGAAUAUAAACUGGAUGUUCAAUUAUGUAAAGGGACCUGCCACAAUGUUUCCCCUCACUUUUCAGAGAAAACAAUACCAUCAGGAGGCCUUGCCUUUAUUAUAGUUACUACUACCUCAUCUUACACUUCCUUGACCUACUUCCUCUGAAAACAGCACACUUCAUGUAAACACCACAGAGAAAAUUAAAAUGUCAACAAGCAACAAAAUUAGAUGGAUCAGAGGGCUAACUCAGGAACUUUUCUUCCUGCCGUUGGACUCAAGUACUGCCUGCAACAUUUCUUUUUUGGAAUACAAUUCCCAGAAUCCCCCAGUCAUUUGGUUGGGGAUUCUGGUAGUUAUAUUAAAAAGUAAUUUUCCCAAGCUCUGAUUCCAGAUAUGGGAAGAUGGGACUGGCUCCAUUCUGCUUCUCCAAGGAACAGUUGUUCUGCUUUUCCUCUACUGGGUUUUUUAAAAAGACUUGUCUAGACUGAAUUAUCUUCAUUAAUGGACAGCUUGGAAAGGAAGAUAUUGCACUGGGCAGAUCAAUUUUCUAUAUAUCAUCCUUGCAAAUGAAGGUAUCUGUUCUCUACUUUGGAUGGCAGCAGCAACAUUGCCUCCAUCCGUUGGUCUAACAAUGUACAGUGGCCUUUAUACAAGCUUCACAAUAGUCUGAAGGCCAGCUAGGGUCGUCAAGUAAAAUAAAGGACAAGGCUCCUGUAACCUAAAUAAAUGCAAGAAACACCUGCUGAAAUUCCAUCUUCUGCAAAUGCAUUAAAGCUACAGGAAUCAUCCCUUAUUUUACCUGGCAACCCUAGGGCCAGCUUUUUAUAACAAUAAAACAAAACGUAUGUAUGCAGCUGAAUGUAAAAGCAGCUAUUCUUAGGGACUGUCACCAAAACUUGGGCUUGCUGUACACUCUCAGCCUUAGAAGGAGACAAAAGCAAAUCCACUCUGAAUAAACCUUGCUGAGAAAACCCCCUGAUAAGGUCACCAUAAAUCAGAAACGACGUAAAGGCACACAACAACAAAUUACAUGAGCAGUAGGAUAGCAUUUCCCUGAAUGAGUGAAUGUAUUUUCCCCACCUUUUAAAAUUUUAGAUUUGAAUCCAAGGGCUAACUCUAAAUGUUAGUCCCAUCUAAAGACAUUGAAUCGAUUGCAUUUACAAUUGCUGGUUUACCUUUCAGCAAUUUAUUCAGUGGGUCUUCUCCAGUUAGGAAUAGCAACUGGAUUUUGCUAUAAAUCUCUAAUAGGAUUGCCAGGUGAAAUAAGGAACAGGCCUUGUUCAAUAAGCAACCCCUGCUACAAUUCCCUCUUCUGUACAACCAUUAAAGGGAUAGGAACAUUGUCCCUUAUUUCCCCUAACAACUCUAGUCUCUGAUUCACUUCUUUGAAAUGGGAGAUGUAGCAGAUGGUAGUGAUUUUAAAUCACCUACAUCUCCUCUGUACUAUGGAAUGUGGUGUACCUGCUUCAUGUAGUUGUUACAUUGUUGUUGCACUUAGGUGCAGAUUUUAUCUUUGGGUAUUAAACUAAUUUCACCCCAUUCUAGCUAAUUCAUAUGGCAGAAGUGAACAUGUGCUCCGAUAUAAAUAACUUUGGGCAGGUUAAUUAUAUUGCUCUUUGACUUUGCAUCUUCUAUGCAAGGCAAUAUCCAUAUUUAGCCACACUUUGCUACAGGAACUAGUUUAGAAUAAUAAUAAUAAUAAUUUUUAUUUAUAGACCGCUAUUCCGAAAUGA